Molecule: messenger RNA, 1398 nt
Organism: Linum tenue
Lineage: Eukaryota; Viridiplantae; Streptophyta; Magnoliopsida; Malpighiales; Linaceae
Source: the annotation of a GenBank genome assembly
CGAAAAUCGGGACGCAAUCACUCACACCCUAAUCGCAUUGCACGCAUCUCUUCGUCUCCAGUCUUUCUUUCUCCCUCUCUCUCUCUCUCUUAGCCCUUCCACAAGCGGCGCUCAACAGAGUUGCGAGCGGCAGCGGCCAGCGUCCACCAGUCCACCAGUCCGCCAUCGAGCAGUGACAAUGGGAGGUUCUGCUAGGAGCGACGACUCUAGUGAUGAAGAAGAUGCCACUUGGAAAGCUGCGAUUCAAUCGAUUGCUUCCACAACCACUUACGGCAGCCAGGUUUCCAGCGCUUCCUCUUUCGGCAAUGGCGUAGCAAAAUCUCAUGCUCCACGAAAUGGCGACGACGAGGAUGCAGAGAAACCCCGCGAUCCCCAAAAGCUCAAGCACUACCAGAUUAAGGCGCAGAAGCUAUUGGAACAAUUGUUGGAGAAGUCCCUUGAUAUAGUGGAAGAUGGCGGGGAGGUGCCGGAUGUUAAGCAUGUUCCAAAUGAAGGUGGUGUCCGACUGUUCAAGAACUCCCCUGUGGGCAUAUUGCUUGAUAGUAAAGGUAAAUUUGCCAGCUUCAUUUCUUUUGCUUUGGCUUUUCACUUUGAUUUGAGAUUUGUAUGUGGGACACCAGAUGACAUUCAGCGCCCUACGAAGAAACCAAGACUCGUUCCUCAACUUGCUAUUGAAGAGAAUUCGAAGAAGUUCAGACGAGAAGUCAAAUCCAUAACUGUGGAUGGAGCAGAGAUAAUUGCUGCGGCAAAAGACGCAGCUGAAAGAUCAUUAGCCAGAUUGAUAGCUAAAGAAGCAGCAGCUAAAGAAAAGGCCAAGAAGGAAGAGGAAAGAGUUGCUGAGCUAAAAAAGACCAGGGGAGAAAAAUGGCUUCCUUCUAUUGCCAAGGAAAUGCAGAUGAAUGGAAGCUCGAGGCGAUGAUUGAUAGACACCGGUUUGGCCACCCAUUCAGUUUUGUUUUACUUUUGAAGACAGUUGGGGAGCUAGAGGGUUUAGUGCCUAAUGAACUUGUAGGGGGAGGGAAUAUCCUGAAUGACCUAGCAGAGAGGAGAUUUCAUAUGCCAUGUUGUAUUCUCACACAUGCAUUGCUACAUCUGUGUGGCGAUUUGCUAGAAGAGAGCUUCAUCAUCUUCUCUUUAAGCUUCAUUGGGCUUAUCGGAACUGUAACAUCUUGCUGCACUGCAAGGGAAGCAUUCAAAUCCACUGGGUUCUUAGUAAACCCGCCAUCUGAACAGAGGUUUGUAAGCCAAGCUGCUUGCUUGAGAGAUCUAGUUUUAGCUGGAUGAGCUCCCUAGGAUUGGUGCAUAUGUUCUUGGUAUUAGCAUCUUGUAGCUGUGACAUGAAGUUCAAUAACAGCAACAGGUUUUGAAUUUGAUUCCUUAACUCCAUUUCGUCAUUAU